Messenger RNA from Strongylocentrotus purpuratus (purple sea urchin), 1466 nucleotides. RefSeq names its product histamine N-methyltransferase. The transcript is spliced from 4 exons. NCBI's taxonomy places the organism in Eukaryota, Metazoa, Echinodermata, Echinoidea, Camarodonta, Strongylocentrotidae. The coding region runs from base 167 to 1057 and encodes 296 amino acids. The record is from RefSeq and is a predicted model, not a curated record.
UUCAUUAUUCUUGCUUUAUGCCUCUCUCUCAUACGCUUUGGUGGGGAAUUUUGUGGGCAAGAAUAUUCUCAGAAUAAUUAAAGUUAUAUCUUGGGGUUAGGUUUCCUUGAAGUGAUCAGGUUCCUCUAUUUCACGUAUUUGCGAUUCAUAGCACAAUUUAAACAAGAUGGCUGAAAUGAAGUACAUUCUCAAUGAUCUAGACUACUACUCGGAGGUCUACCAAACGUACAUCCGUUGUUCAGGCAGGCAUGGAUCCAUCCAGGAAUGGGUAGAUACAGCAUUCAAGGAAGAGGUCGUGGAGAAACUGUCCAAGAGAUGCCAGUCUGCAGAUCCUCUCAAAGUUUUAGGUAUCGGCAGCGGAGCUGGAAACAUUGACUGUGCUAUGCUGGAACAGCUCCUUCCGACAUUCCCUCAGAUCACCAACACCAUUUUGGACCCCUCCGAGGCUCAGAACGACCGCUUUAAGAAACUGGUCAAUGAGAAAGAAGAUACUUUGAAGGGAGCGUCCUUUGAGUGGAAAACUGAAACCUCAGAUCAGUACUUGGACAAGAUCUUCAGCUGUGAGGGCGGUGCUCAGCCACCAAAAUUCCACUUGAUACACGCAGUACAUGUCCUUUAUUAUGCCGCAGACUUGAAACAGACCCUGAAGAGACUACAUGAUAUGCUUGAAGAUGGAGGUCUCCUCUUUAUUAUCAUCGUGUCUAGGGAGUGCACUAUCAUCAAAGUCCAUGAAAAUAUGAACGAGAUCGUGACUGACUUGAGGCCCGUCCUGCUGACCGAUGAGAUGAUAGGAGCUACCCUAGACUCCCAGAACAUGCCUUACUCCGGAGAACAGGUCACUCGCUACAUCAAAGGAACAUCCGUCUUUAAGGAGGGCUCUCAGGACGGUGACCACCUCCUCGACUUCUUGACCCACUCUAAAGAUUUCCGCAAGACGGCGCCAGACAAUCUCAGGGAGAGUGUCCUCAAGUACUUGAGAGAUCCUGAAUGCUCUAUGGAGAAAGAUGGUGAGAUCCUGUUCUUCAGAUAUUGGGUGCCCAUGUCUGUCCCUAAGUGAUUGUUCUCUACUGUGGUCCCAACCAUUCUUUUUGGUUAACUGUAUUAUCAUUUUCAAUCUCAAUCAAGAUGAUGUUUGAUUUGUCAUGAGUAAUGCUUACGUAAUGCUUAAAAUACAAUUUCGUUUUGUCCUAAUUCUGAUCACAAUUGGAUUGUAAAUUGUGCAGAAGGUUUUAUGUACAUGUAUUUUUGUAUCAUCUGUCAUCCUGGCCGUCCAUGAUAACAAAUAAUAUAGUCAAAGUCUUAAAAUCAACUGUUAACCCAUAAGACAGCUUUAUAAUCCUGGUCCUAAAUUAAACACCACUAUGUAAUCAUGUACAUGUGUAUAAUAUAGCUUUGAGCUAUAGGUACAACCAUGAAAUGCUCACUUCACCCGAUGAGAAUAAAUCGAAAGCUUUUGUCAAGUUUAA